Molecule: messenger RNA, 966 nt
Organism: Agrilus planipennis (emerald ash borer)
Lineage: Eukaryota; Metazoa; Arthropoda; Insecta; Coleoptera; Buprestidae
Product: phosphatidylinositol N-acetylglucosaminyltransferase subunit P-like
Exons: 2
Coding region: 452-925 (157 amino acids)
Cellular component (GO): EKC/KEOPS complex
Source: RefSeq, a predicted model, not a curated record
UAUACGCUGAAAACAAAACUCCAUUGUUUUCAUAUUGAAUGAAAAUAUAUGUUUAAAGUCUAUUGUUUUUUAUUAAACUAAUUUUUAUUUCUUGUAGUAAUUAUGAACGACAUAGCAAUGUAUCCUUUAAAGUUACUAAUGUCUAGAGCAUUGUUGGUGUUUGUUUAACUUAACCCUUUAAUUAGAGAAAUUAAAGUGCCAUUUCCAACUAAACGCGUAGCUCAAAUCGUUUACGAUGUAUUAAGAGUAGAUAAGGAACCAAGACGUAGUCAAGUAAAUAAAGAAUUAUCAGUUAAGGACCGUAUUUUGAUUGGGAAUUUCUCUGGUAGGCUUGCUAAGCAAUUAAGGGUAGCAGUUAACAAUUUCUUUGAUAAUAUCAAUUUGAUCUUAUCCACAAUUGAUCAGUUUGGACCUCCUGUUAGUGACUAUUAUCAUCACUAUUAAUUUAGAAAUGCCAGAACAUACUCCUGCACCAACUCCUAAUAGAGCUGUAUAUGGAUUUGCUAUGUAUUUAAGUUUCAAAUUAUUAUUCAUAUUAUACUUGCUGUGGGCUGUUUUGCCAGAGUCUUUAUUUCAUUAUAUUGGCAUAACAUGUCUUCCUCAAAGAUACUGGGCUAUAGCAGUGCCAAUAUUUUUUUUAACAGUGGUAGCAGCAUUUGGUUUUGUGAUUUACCCUUGUCUUAAUUUAUGCAUGACACCAAAUAUUGAUGAUGUUGUAACUGUUCAUGAAAAGAAGUUUAAAGAAUGUACCAAAAAUGCAAGCUUUGAAGAAUUUUUAAUUAAUAAUGAUAAAGAUGCAUGUCAUAUUUGCUGUAAAGACCCAAAAGGAUGCAAACGUGCAAAAUUUUUUGAAAUGCAGGAGGUUAAUAAUUCAAUUAGUAUUUCUCCUGUAAAAUAUUUAACAAUAGGGACAUAUAAAAUGUAAAUUAUGAUAAGUCGUACAUAUAAAUAUAGUUAGUAAAUACA